Molecule: messenger RNA, 692 nt
Organism: Tachyglossus aculeatus (Australian echidna)
Lineage: Eukaryota; Metazoa; Chordata; Mammalia; Monotremata; Tachyglossidae
Gene: HDDC2
Product: HD domain containing 2
Exons: 6
Coding region: 41-640 (199 amino acids)
Cellular component (GO): cytoplasm
Molecular function (GO): 5'-deoxynucleotidase activity
Source: RefSeq, a predicted model, not a curated record
GUGGGUGUCUGUGCACGGAGGUCCGGGCCGGUCCGGGCCCAUGGCGGGCUCGGGCAGCGGGCGGAGUCUGCUGCAGUUUAUGCGGCUGCUGGGACAGCUCAAGAGGGUACCUCGGACCGGCUGGGUGUACAGGAACGUCAAGAAGCCGGAGAGCGUAUCCGAUCACAUGUACAGGAUGUCAAUCAUGGCCCUGGUCACUGAGGAUAAAAACCUCAACAAGGACAGGUGUGUCCGCUUAGCCCUGGUGCACGACAUGGCAGAAUGCAUCGUAGGGGACAUCGCCCCCGCCGACAAUGUCCCCAAGGAGGAGAAACACCGGCGAGAGGAGGAAGCCAUGAAGCAGCUGACCCGGUUGCUGUCAGAAGAUGUCAGAAAGGAAAUCUUUGACCUUUGGGAAGAGUACGAGAACCAGGCGAGUGCCGAAGCCAAGUUUGUGAAGGAGCUGGACCAGUGUGAGAUGAUCCUUCAGGCGUUUGAAUAUGAGGAGCUGGAGAACAGACCCGGGAGGCUUCAGGACUUCUAUGACUCCACAGCAGGGAAAUUCAGCCACCCCGAAAUCAUCCGGCUCGUGUGUGAGCUCAUGACAGAACGGAACAGUAGAAUAGCGGCAGAGAUCGCAGGCGAACCGCCGCCUUCUUGAAUCACCAGGCGCUUCCCACCCUUGCCGAAUAAACAUUUUAUUUUCUGUCUUG